CCAAGCACGCGGUGUGUAUCCGGGGUUAGGGCACGCACGUGCUUCGUCUUGUUGCAGAAAGAAGCUGGCGGCGCGUGCACUGCAGAGAGUGAGCUCGAGCUGCUGCAGAGUUGUGAUUGGCGUGUCUGCUGGAAGCUUGCUGCACUCUGCUGCUCUGAUCCGUUGGAGACCCACCUGCACUGACUGCUUCUCUUUGGCGGCUCGUGCCGUGAUUUCCUUCACAAAGCCCCCUCUGCUGCUCCAGGCGAUGGAAGGGAUGGAGCCUGAAGGCACCCUGGCCAGGGUAGCGGAGAAGCGCCCCUGUCCAGAGGAGGGGAACCCCUGCCCAGGGAGCGCCAAAAAACCCAAACUGCAGGAGUCUAAGAAUGGGGGGAGUGAGAAGAGAAAGGAGGAAGAGGAGGAGGAGGAGGAGAUGCCUGUGGAGGAGGAGAGCGAGGGAGAGGAGCUGGCAGGGCAAGGACAGGGAGGAGAAAGCUUUGCAGACAUGAUGAAGCACGGACUCGCAGAGAAGGAUGUUGGGAUACUGAAGUUCGUCAGCAAACACGAGGGCUUCUCCGGGAUCCUGAAGGAGAGGUACUCAGACUUUGUGGUCCAUGAGAUCAGUAAAGAUGGCACAAUUUUGCAUCUGGACGACCUGUCUGUGCCUGUGGAUUCAGAGGACCCUCCUCUGGAUGUGUCGGAGGUGCUGACUGAGGAGCAGAAAAAGCAGCUGGAGGAUCUGCAGCAGUUCAAGAACAAGGAGGGCACUGUGUCCCUGGAGGUCCUGGAGGACACUAAAGAGAAGCGCACUCUGCUGCACCAGGCAGUGAAGUCUCUGUUCCCCGGGCUGGAGACGAAGACCGAGGAGCGGGAGGGACGCAGGUUCAUUGUGGCCUACCACGCUGCCGGGAAGAAAGCACUGGCAGAGCUCCGAACUGCACCAGCCCCCAGGAAGCACUCGUGGCCCAAGAGCAGAGGGAAUUUCUGCCACUGCACCCUCUACAAGGAGAACAAGGACACCAUGGAGGCCAUCAACGUGCUCUCCAAGUUCCUCAGAAUAAAGCCGAACCUCAUUUCCUACAUGGGAACCAAAGACAAAAGGGCGAUCACCGUCCAGAGGAUUGCUGUGCAAAAGAUCACUGCUCAGAGACUUUCUCACCUCAACACGUGCCUGAUGAACUUCAAGCUAGGGAACUUCUCGUACCAGAAACACCCCUUGAAACUGGGGGAGCUGCAGGGAAACCACUUCACUGUGGUGAUCAGGAAUAUCUCCGGGUCGAAUGAGCAGGUGGAGCAGGCUAUGAUCUCACUGCGGGAGACGGGAUUCAUCAACUACUACGGCAUGCAGCGUUUCGGGACCACUGCGGUGCCCACCUACCAGGUCGGGAGGGCCAUUCUGCAGGGCAAUUGGAAGGAGGUGAUCGAUUUAAUCCUGAAGCCCCGUCCUGGAGCUGAGAAGGGGUACCUGGUGCAGUGCCGUGAGGAGUGGGCUCGCUCGCAGGACCCCGAGGCUGCGCUCAGGAAGCUGCCGGUGAAGCGCUGCGUGGAGGGGCAGCUGCUGCGCGGACUCUCCAGCUACGGGAAGAACAACAUCAUCGCUGCGUUCGGCAUCAUCCCCAGGAACAACCGCCUGAUGUACAUCCACAGCUACCAGAGCUACAUGUGGAACAACCUGGUGAGCCGGCGCAUUGAGGAGUUUGGGCUGAAGGCAGUGCCGGGGGACCUGGUGCUGAGGGGAGCGACGGCGGAGCCCCUGUCCGAGUCCGAGGUUGCUGAUUACUCCAUCCACGACGUGGUGAUGCCUCUGCCUGGCUUCGAUGUCAUUUACCCCACACACACGAUUGGGGACGGCUACAAAGAGAUGAUGGAGGCAGACGGCCUGGACAUCAACAACAUGAGGCACAAGAUCCGUGACUACUCCCUCUCCGGAGCGUACCGCAAAAUCAUCACCCGCCCGCAGGAAGUCAGCUGGGAGGUGAUCUCAUACGAUGAUCUCAAGAUCCCGCUGGUCCACACUGAUGUUGAGAAGCUGGAAGGGAAGCUGCCUCCUGUGUAUCCUAAAGAAGGGCAGUACCGCGCGCUGCGGAUGGAGUUCUCCCUGCCCCCCUCCUGCUACGCCACCAUGGCGAUCCGCGAGGUGCUGAAGAUGGACACGAGCAUCAAGAACCAGACGCAGCUCAACACUGUGUGGCUGCGCUGAGGCUGGCUGCGGGCAGGGCGCCGGACACUGUGCGUGUGUGUGUGUGCGUGCGUGCGUGCGUGCGUGCGCAGGGGUGGAAAUGACACCUACUGCAGAGCAGUCUGAUCCAUUCCUGGUUUUACUAUGAGUUCAGUAAGACACACCUGAGCUUGUAAUAAAACUUGGCAUGGGUGAAACUCCUGUGCAAUAGGAGAGAGAGAGAGAGAGAAUUUGCAGGCAGGGUAACUGCACAAUACUGUUGCACUGUGUGUGUGUGUGAGUGUAUUAGACUAGUUUUGUGAGCAUGGUAAAAUGACUGACACUCUUCUGUAGUGUGGGGUGGGGAGACUGGUUGUGUGUGUGUGUUUGUUUUGUUUUUUGCUCACAUGGCCGUGUGUGUGUGUGUGUGUGUGUGUGUGUGUGUGUGUGGUGGUGGUGUGGAUGCUGCAGUGAGCACAGGGCCUGCCACAGAAGAGCAAGAGAAGAAAGCAGACUUUCUCAUGCUCUGUGAAGAACAGUCCCUGUAGCUGCUUCAGAACCACAGUGUAAUGUAAUGUAAUGUAUGAUGGCUCAUUUUGUAAUGCAAGAGAUUUUUAACAAGAGAAAAAUAAUGAGAACAUACCUGUUUGAAUUUAAUUUUUAAUGAAGAGGUGUGUGGGUGUGUUCUAGAUGCUGAAGGGUUCUGUAUCUUGUGAUUUUGCUGCCUUGGCGCGAGUAUUCAGUGGAAGAAAGGGGCGGAUCAGAUCAUUACAGGCUCCUUGUCCACUGAGGGGCAUUUGGGUUGCAUUUAAUCUGUGUUCAGUCUCAAGGCUACCUGUCGGGCGGCUUCACUGCUCUCGCAGAAUCCAAACAACUUAUGGAAAUUGAUAAAAACCAUUAAAUACCAUGCAGGAGUUUCAUCAGAUUUGGGUGAGUGGUUCCCAAAGUUUCUUUAAACAGGAAUGAAUGUCGUAGGGUAGGGUGGCCUGCUUUCAAAGCAAGGAGAGCCAAUGAAAGCUCUUGUAACAACAGGCUCUUCAAACGCGUGAGUCCAGAGCUGUUGUGAUGCCCUCCUGAACUUGUUCUUGGGAAUCCACUUGAGCGGUUUCACUCGCGUGACAUGAGCACUUGUCUCUGAAGAUUAGUGUAAGAAUGUAACGGCUGCAGCCCGUUUCCAGGAUACAGAAACACCAGCACAAAGUAAACCUUGUUCUCUUUUCGAGGGUUUUUUUAAACUGUACUUGUUUCAUUUCAGCUUGAUUUAUUGUAACUGCUCAUCUCUUGGCACAAUAAUUAAACUUCAGUUUGAAAGUGCAGUUACUGCUUUGUGUUCAA
Messenger RNA from Acipenser ruthenus (sterlet), 3472 nucleotides. RefSeq names its product pseudouridylate synthase 7 homolog. The transcript is spliced from 17 exons. Gene Ontology annotation, cellular component: nucleus. Gene Ontology annotation, molecular function: pseudouridine synthase activity; RNA binding. Gene Ontology annotation, biological process: pseudouridine synthesis. The record is from RefSeq and is a predicted model, not a curated record. Lineage: Eukaryota; Metazoa; Chordata; Actinopteri; Acipenseriformes; Acipenseridae. The coding region runs from base 248 to 2179 and encodes 643 amino acids.